This is a messenger RNA of Lates calcarifer (barramundi perch), 4256 nucleotides long. Its product is annotated as complement factor H. The transcript has 23 exons. The record is from RefSeq and is a predicted model, not a curated record. Bases 135 to 3650 code for a protein of 1171 amino acids. Lineage: Eukaryota; Metazoa; Chordata; Actinopteri; Centropomidae.
AGGCUGGAACAGACUUACGUAAAUCAUUGAGCAACCUCUUUUUGCCUGUGAAAUCCACAGCUCUUUCUGUGUAUAACAGUGUUUCAGUCUCUAGUUUCUACUUCUAUUUGGCAGUUCAGGGUAAUGAAGAUAAAAUGCAUAUAAUAACCCAAAGUUGCAUCCUAUUUUUGUGGAUACAUACUCUGACCUUUGUGAAAAGUCAAGAUUGUACACUUCAACAGUUUUUACAGGGGGACCUGUAUGAUUCAAAUUUUGACACAACUGGUCUGGAGACCAGCUACCCUGGUGGAAAACAAGUAAGAGUACCCUGUAAUGUUGGGCACAGUGGCUUUUUCAAACUGAUCUGUGUCGAGGGUGGAUGGCAGUCUAGAGGCACUAAAUGUCAACCGAGAUCAUGUGGUCAUCCCGGCGAUGCACAGUUUGCAGAUUUUCAUCUAGAGAAGGGAGAUGAUUUUGUCUUUGGGUCACAGGUUGUAUACACCUGCCAUAAAGGUUAUCAAAUGGUCAGUCGGACAAACUUCCGGCGUUGCAUGGCAGAAGGCUGGGAUGGUGUUGUUCCUAUCUGUGAAGCUCAACAGUGCCCUGUGAUUCAUGUGAACAAUAAUGUUCAGGUGAUUGGGGACCCAGAGGAGGCGACCUAUGGCAACGUAAUUCGAUUUAGCUGCAAGUCCAGCUCUGAAGUCCUUGAAGGGUCAUCAGAGAUCUAUUGUAAUGAAUAUGGAGAUUGGAGUGCUGACCCCCCGAUAUGCAAAGAGAUCAAAUGUAUAAAACCUAAGAUUGAAAAUGGAAAUGUGCAUGGAGAUAUCCAAGUGUAUAAAGAGGAUGAAAUUCUGCAUUUUGCGUGCAACAGGGGAUUUAAACGUGCAGAGAACAUUCCUUCAAAAUGUACAAAACUAGGAACAAGAGCAGAUUGGAGCCCCACACCUGUGUGUGAACCAAUAACAUGUAAACUGGACCUGCCACCACUCUAUGGAACCUCGUAUGAACCUGCUUUCAGAAAUGUGUUUUCAGCUGGUGAAACAGUAACAGUAACAUGUGGAGAGAGGUUCUGGAUUUCUGACCCUCGGAAAAUCUCAGUAGUAACUACAUGUGAAGAAAACGGAGAGUGGAGUGUCAGACCAGUAUGCCAAGAGGUUAGAUGCAGCAAUCGGCGAGAACCAAACGUAUAUUGGUGGAAUGUCUACUGGGGACAACAAAUAUCCUUGGGUGAGACUGUAAAUUACAGGUGUAAGGAAGGCUACAGGAGCACAGAUGGCACCAACCAGGCCACAUGCACCAGAAAUGGGUGGAGCCCAGAUCCACUCUGUCAAGAAAUCACAUGUGACAGACUUGAUGUUGAGAAUGCAAAUAUUCAAAACUAUAAGCAGAAAUACAGACUGCGUGAACAGGCCCAUUAUGUCUGCAAGGAAGGCUAUGAAGGAGAAUUUUCUCUAAGCUGUGGGCAAUAUGGUUGGAGAGAACGACCAUAUCCAUGUAGAGAGAUAACAUGCCACAGACAAUAUUUUGAGAAUGCAGACAUUUCUGGAACCCCUAAGCACACAUACAAGUACAAUGACCAGGUUGAGUAUGUCUGCAAGAAUGGUUUUACGGGAAAUUUUUCUAUAACCUGCAAGAAAAUAGGUUGGACUGGGUCUCGAGAAUGUACAGGAAAACAAUGUAAAAAACUUGACAUCAAAAAUGCAGACAUUGUUCGCAAUGACAAGGAAAUGUACAACAACGGUGAACGAGUUCUGUAUAAAUGCACAUAUGACAAUGAAAUGCGUUUUCCUAUUGUCUGUGAGCAAGGUGUUUGGAAUGACAUUCGGAGCUGUCCAGAGAGACCAUGUGAAAAACUUAUCAUCAGCAAUGCAGACAUUACUCACAAUGAGAGGGAAACUUACAGCGACAAAGAAGAAGUCCAAUAUACAUGCAGGAAAAAUGAAAAACGUUUUACUGUUGUCUGUAACAAAGGACAAUGGACUGACAUUAAGAACUGUUCAGAGUGUCAAAAAGCUAUAGUUCCACACGGAUUUGUGGUUGGUCCAUACAAUGACACAGAUACAGUGUAUUACACCUGUGAUGAAGAUUAUAAGCUUGUCACCAAAGGCUGGUGGGGUGAAGCCAAAUGUAUUGGUGGAGUGUGGUCUGGACUUCAACAAUGUAUUGCAAAGAGCAACUGUGGAGGACCUCCUGUGAUUCCCAAUGGCAAAGUGAUAUCUCAACAUAGUAAUUACAAACCAGAUGAUAGCGUCCAGAUUAUCUGUAAGGAAGGAUACAGCCCUCAAGUUGAUCGCUUAACUUGUCUUGAGGGAAAAUGGAAUUCAAAUGGAGCACAACUCAGAACAAUCUGUGCACCCACUGCCAAAAUCUGCAGUCCCCCACCUAAAGUUGAUAAUGCAGUUGUUGUGUCUUCAUAUCAGAAGGAAUACUUGUCUGGCUCUGAAGUAACUUAUAGGUGCCGUGAUAAUUAUACAUUGGAAGGAGAAGCCACAAUUACAUGCAACGAUGGGAAAUGGGUGAAGAGGAACAUUGUGUGUGCACUAAAACCAUGUGAACUUCCUGAUGACACUCCCAAUGGCUAUUAUCAGAUUAUCCAUGGUGACGACUUUGUUUUUGGAGCGGUUAUCAAGUACUUUUGUAAUGAAGGGUAUCAGAUGGUGAGUAAGGACAACACCCGAACUUGUUUGCUUGACAAAUGGACCAAUCAUGUGCCAAUAUGUGACCCUUUGAGCUGUGACCCCCCACCAGCAGAUGAAGAAAUUACAGUAAAAGGUUUACCAGAAAAUGAUGAUCCUAUUCUUCCUGACCGCUUCCUUACAUUCAGCUGUGAUGGUCCUGGGAAAAUUCUGAACGGCAGUUCAGUGCUGAUAUGUGGGAUAGACGGACAGUGGGAUAAUCCAUUCCCCACUUGUGAAGACAUCAGUUGUAAAGUUGGUGUGUUGCCUGCUCAUCUCAACGCAGCUGGAUUAUCACCAGCAAAUGAAACAGUGAAGGUUGGACAUAGAUUAAAGUUUCACUGCGACAAUGGGUACUGGCUGGACGGGUCGAAAGAAAUUCAGUGUUUACAAACUGGGCAGUGGAAUGCCCCUUUUCCAACUUGCUCUGCUGAGAGCUGCAGAGUCACAAGAAUACCAGACAACUUAAACACCAUCCCACGUGUACCAGCCUAUGAACAAAGAAAAGGACAAAAGUUAAGGUUUUCUUGCCGCCUACGUGGUCAUGUUCUUCACGGGAAAGCACAAGUUGAAUGUUUAGAAAAUGGACAGUGGAGUGAUCCCUUUCCAACAUGUGGACCUCCUUUGGGUUGUGAGAGACCUCCACAUCUUCCAGAUGGAGACACCACAGAAAGGCUUAAGUUCAAGUACAGUCAUGAUGAGAGGGUUGAAUACAUCUGUCAGAAUUACUACAUUAUGCAAGGUGGGCCCUUCAGAACAUGCAACAGUGGUCACUGGACUGGAGCAAUAAGAUGCCUCAAACCUUGCACUGUGGACAGACAACUCAUGACCAGACAUAACAUUCAGUUCAAAUAUAUCUUGGGUGACGACAAGCUGUAUUUACUCCAUAAUGAUGAAACUGAGUUUAUCUGUACCAGAGGAAGACGACAUGUAGGCACAUAUGUCAUGCGUCAGAGGUGUGUUGAUGGUGUGAUGAACCUGCCUUCUUGCCAGUAAAGAUUUCUAGUCAACUGGAAUUGAUAACAUGAGCUGUCUGGACAAACAUACAUAUGAUUAACCUGAGUAAGAUUCACGUACUGAUCCAGUGUCUGUACUUAAGCGGUGUGUGUGGUCAUUUUAAUAAAAGAUAUAUUCUCACUUACACUGUUUUCUGCUUUAACACACAUUAUGACAACAAUGUCUGUGUCCCAUCUUGUCUUGGGAGAGUCUUGUCAUCUUUUCUGGAGAAAACUGCUCAUCUCAGAGAGACAAAAAUACAAUAACUGCAAUAUACAGCUAGCUGUCUGUAUGCCAUGCUGUAUAUCAAAGUAUGUGCAUUCUGUAUUUUACAAGCUAUAUUCAGCCCAUGGUGCUGAAAUCGAAUUCAUCCGAAUCAAUGGAAGACAACCUGUCAGCACACUUGCCAUGCAUCAGCUGUGUGUUGAUGGCGUGAUGAACCUGCCCAGGUGCCAGUAAAGGCUGUUAGUCAACUAAAAGUGAUGGGAAAGGUGAAUAAACAUGUAAAUGAAUCAGACAUGUUAUGAAGUACAGAUAGUAGCUGAACUUAUGUGUCUGCUUUAGUGCUGUCAACUGUGGCACUUUUAAUAAAAAAAACAAUAUUCA